Messenger RNA from Engraulis encrasicolus (European anchovy), 5401 nucleotides. RefSeq names its product zinc finger protein 850-like. The transcript is spliced from 6 exons. NCBI's taxonomy places the organism in Eukaryota, Metazoa, Chordata, Actinopteri, Clupeiformes, Engraulidae. The record is from RefSeq and is a predicted model, not a curated record. The coding region runs from base 211 to 5343 and encodes 1710 amino acids.
CGCACAGGAAGUUCCACUGUCGCUGACUUCACGCAGCUUUUGCGACGACGAGUGCUGUGUUCAGAAAGACCCCAAACAAACAAACGAGUUUCGUCUGUCCUGUGAUCGUCGUGAACGCCAGAAAUUCGCCACAACAUCGGAUUAUAGGGAAGGGUAACAUUUACAUCGUCUGGUGUUGGUUUCGAUGCGCCAUUUACCGACAAAAACAACAUGGAUAGCGCGCUAGCAAACACAGAGGAGUCGGACUCGUAUGACCACCACCACCAUGCUGGCUUUUCUCCAGAUUCCCCCGAAUCCCCUCCUGGCUGUAAAAGUGAAAUCGGGUCGCCAAUACCAAGCCAACCGGCGACACCGGGUUUCAAUAACAACAAUAAUGAUGAAGAAGAACCGAUGAUGGCGGACACUACUAGGCCUGUGGUGGUAAAGCAGGAGCCAGAGGAGGACCGCGGAUACGAGAAGGAGUAUUCAGCAGCAGAAUCGGAGGAAGAGGAGGAGGAGGGGGAGGAGGACUUCCAGCCGCCUUCAUCGGUAUCCAGCAGCAUGGGCUUUUCGGAAGGAUCAUCCGAGGUUGAUGUGAAGGAGGAAGAGGAGGAAGAAGAGUUUCCUGAUGACGGUGAAAGUUCUGUAAAUGGGGAGAAAGCGGAGUGGAAUCCACCCGACCAAACUGGGGAAUCUGCGAACGAACAGGAAGAAGAAAAAACGAGCACGAAGAAAAAAGGAACAAGACGCAAAAAAGCUGAAAGAAAAGCAAAGAAGACGGCACGAAUAUUACAAACAUCUGACGAGGAUGAUGAUGCUGGUGGUGGUGGUGCUGAUGAUGCUGGUGGUGUUUUAACGGAGAAUCAGAAAAUUCGUCACCAAAGAGCAAAGAUACACCAGUGCACCGAAUGCGAGCGGGCCUUCGCGGCCAAGAAGGAUCUCCUCCGCCACCAACGGAUCCACACUGGCGAAAAACCUCACCUGUGCACCACCUGUGGCAAGUCAUUCAGCCGAAAGCAGCACCUCAUCCUACACCAACGCACUCACACCGGCGAGAGACCCUACCAGUGCAUGAUCUGCUUGAAGACUUUUGCCAAAAGCGAACAUCUCAUCGAGCACCAGCGAAUUCACUCUGGCGAAAAACCCCAUCAGUGUACGGUCUGUGGCAAGGCCUUCACUCACUUCAGCUCUCUGAGCAAACACAAGAGAAUUCACACUGGGGAGAAGAAGCACGAGUGCCCGACUUGUGGAAAGUUCUUCGCUGAGGCGUCACUUCUGAGGUACCACCAGCGAACCCACACAGGAGAGAAGCCGUACCAGUGCAUCGUGUGUGAGAAAGCAUUUGCGUACUUGCGCGAUUUGAACUCUCACGUGAGCAUGCACACGGGGGAAAAGCCGUUUCUGUGUGCCCUGUGUGGUAAGACCUUCACGAGGAAAGACCACCUGACGGAGCACCACCUGAAGAUGCACACCGAUUACAGACCAUUUCUCUGUGCCACUUGCGGACACAGUUUCACCUCCAACAUGGACCUGAAGAGGCACCAGAAGCUCCACACGGCUCCAAAGCCACACGAGUGCAGCGUGUGCGAAAAGGCGUUUAGACACGUCAGUGGACUCGAGAUGCACAUGAGAGUCCACACAGGGGACAAGCCGUUUGCAUGCCUGGUCUGCAGGAAGACGUUCGCGCGACAAAGCCACCUGGACAGACACAAGAGCACCCACACUGGCGAACGCCCCUUUCCGUGCACCUCGUGCGAAAAGGCAUUUCCGUGCAUCAGCGACCUCAAGGCACAUCAGAAAAUCCACAGUGGUGAAAAACCACAUCAGUGUGGCACAUGCGGAAAAGCUUUUGUGCUGAAAAGUGAUCUGAACCUCCACCAGAGGACCCACACAGGAGAAAAGCCUCACGUGUGUAAUACAUGUGGCAAGGCCUACAGCCGUAUGCAUCAUCUCAAGGAGCACCAGAGAGUCCAUACAGGCGAAAAACCUUAUCAAUGCAGUACAUGCCACAAAGCCUUUGCAGGACUGAGUAACCUGCAGAGACACGAGAGGACCCACUCCGGAGAGAAGCGCUACCAGUGCACGCUGUGUCAGAAGGCCUUCACGCGACUCAGCCAGCUGGAGAAGCACAAGAAGACGCAUACGGUCGAAAAGCCGCAUCAGUGCAGCUCGUGCGGGAAAUCGUUCAAGGACAAGCAAGCGCUCGCGAACCACCACCAGAAAGUCCACGCCGCCGCAGAGAAGCAACAGCCGUACGAGUACGCCUCGUGUGAGAAGGCUGCGAGUCAGAACCACCACCAUUUCAUCGACCACCAAGGUGCCUAUGCUGGUGAGCACCCGGGUCAGUGCGCCCCCACAGGCCCUCAAGACACUCAUUCUCACCCUCUCCCUUACGCUCACAUGGAUUAUCGUCAGCAAGGACACCCAGGGGAGAGGCCAUAUGAGUAUAGCGCAUGUGCACAUCCUUUUUCAUACUUUGCUGAUACUUUCAAUUACCACCAUCAGAGAGUGCACCCUCCUGCACAAAGGUACCAGUUUGCCUCAUGUGCAAAGGCUUUCAGCGGAGAAGACCCAGCCCAGGGUACCAUAGGUGGAAGGGCUUUUAAUCAAAACGACAAUCUCAACAAGCACCAACGUCCCCUCACUGAGCACCAAGGCAGUGGCAGCGGUGUAGCUCAAGGUCAGGGCACGACAGGUGGAAAGCCUUUCAUUCCAAAUGACCCUCUCAAGAACCAACGUAGCAGCCACACUGAACACCAAGGAAGCGGCACUGGUGAUGCCCCAGGAGGCCAGUGUAGUAGCACAGGCGAAAAAUCUAUCAGUCAAAAUGACCAGGCCACCAAACGCCAAGGAGCCGACACUGGUGACAGUCCACGUCAGGGCACUGCAGGUGGCCCAGUGUACGCACGGCACAGCUCUGACGAUGAGAUGGAUGCGGGUGAAGAUGAUGCAGACCAUGGUAGCACAGGCGGUGGCGAUAAAGAGGGAGAGGGAGAUGGGGAGGGGGAGAAGGAGACGGAGGAAACUAAAACGGAGCCCCGCUCUCCCGUCCAGGUGGAGGAGCGGCACCCUCACAUAUGCCGCACCUGCGGCAAGGGCUUUGCCGAAAAACUGGAGAUGAGGGAGCAUCAAAAGACCCACACGGGUGACAACCCCUAUCGGUGCACCACCUGCAACAAGGACUUUGCGUGCCCGCGCGACUUGAAAUCCCACCGAAGCACGCACACUGGAGAAAGGCCGUAUCUUUGCGCAACGUGCGGGAAAACGUUCACGAGAAAAGACCAUCUGCUGGAACACCACCACAGAGUGCACACCGGCGAAAAGCCUUUUGAAUGCGGCACGUGCGGAAACACCUACACGUACAAGCGAGACCUCAAGAAGCACGAGCGUGUCCACACCGGGGAAAAGCCGUUUCAGUGCAGCGUGUGCGGAAAGGCCUUCAGAGACAGCUGCGAUCUCAAGGCGCACCAGAGAAUUCACACAGGAGAGAGGCCGUACCGCUGCACCACUUGUGGGAAGACCUUCGCAUUCCAGGCCGCGUUCAAGAUGCACCAGAGAGUCCACACGGGGGAAAAACCUUACCUGUGUACCACAUGCGGCAAGGCCUUUGCGCAGCAGGGCAACCUGGAGACGCAUCAGAGGAUACACACAGGGGAGAAGCCCUACGAGUGCACCACGUGUGACAAGGCGUUCAUCAGCGCCGGCGACCUCAAGAACCACACCAGGAUUCACACCGGUGAAAAGCCGUACCAGUGCAGCACGUGUGGCAAGGCGUUCAGGUCCAGCGAUCACCUGAAGGGGCACCAGAGGAUCCAUACGGGGGAGAAGCCAUACACAUGCUCCACUUGUCACAAGGCCUUCGCUCUGCUCAGCAACCUGCAGCGGCACGAGAGGACCCACACGGGCGAGAAGAGGUACCAGUGCAGCGUCUGUGGAAAAGCGUUCACACGCACGUGCGAGCUCAAGAUGCACCAGAGCGUUCACACAGGAGAGAAACCGUUUCAGUGCACGUUGUGCAAGAUGGCCUUCGCACGACGCAGCCACCUGGUCAGACAUCAGAAAACACACGGCGGAGCAAAGCUACAUGCGUUCGAUGCACUGUGCGUAGGCUGCCUAACAAUCAUGGACUUCGCGUUUAUAAACUCGGAGGGUGCAUAUGAGCGCCAGAGCCCCUUUAAAGACCCCGGGGAGCGUGCUGGGUAUCCCCCGAGCUCCCCAGCAUCAGACUCGGCCACAAUAGUGGAGGUGAAAGUGGAAACAGACGAUGAGUGUGCAUACGGGAAUGGCUCUUCGGAAUCAGAAGCCGAGGAAGAAGAGGAGGAAGAGUUCCAUCCACCUCCUCCAUCUGUGUCCAGCAGCAGUGACGCUUCAGACGGAUCAUCAUCGGAGACAGCCUUGAAGGGAGAAGAGUUGCGGGGUGACUGCGAAAGUUCUCUGAUCGGGCCUGAUGCAGAAUUGAAAUCACCAAACAAAAAACCUGCGGGCGAAAGAAGAGGAAAAACAACUUCUGCAACAAAAGGCCGGCCUCGAAAAAAACAACAGACUAUUCAUCUCAGCAAAAGCCCAUACCAGUGUAGUACAUGUGGAAAGAGUUUUACUAGAAACGCUGAUCUCACUGAACACCACCGUGUCCACACUGGAGAAAAGCCGUAUCAAUGCUCCACAUGUGGAAAAGCCUUCACACGGAAACGAGACGUCAGGAGACACCAGUCAGUUCACUCUGAAGAAAAGCCAUACCAGUGCACGACAUGUGGGAAAGCAUUUAGUCGCAACUGCCACCUCCUUCAACACCAGCUGGCCCACGCUACAGAAAAACCAUUUGAGUGCAGCGCGUGUGGAAGUUGUUUUGUGCGCAUACACGAUCUAAAGAGACAUGAGCGCGCUCACACUGGGGAGAAGUCGUACCAGUGUCCGCACUCGUGUGGAAAGACUUUUACCCGCAAAGACCACGUCUUAAAGCACCAAAGAGCCCACCUCGCCCUUCACCAACCAACUGGCUCCGGCGAAAAGCCGUAUGAAUGUGCCAUCUGUGGAGAAGCCUUUGCACAGCCCUGCGUUCUAAGCAUGCACAUGAGAGUUCACAGUGGGGAAAAGCACCAUGUGUGUGGUACAUGUGGGAAGGGCUUUGUGUGCGCGAGUGACUUGAGGGUGCACGAAAGAACACACACAGGAGAGAAACCAUAUGAAUGCAGCAUAUGUGGUAAAGCUUUCACACGGCCAAAAGAUCUCAACAGGCAUCAGACCGUUCACACCGGAGAGAAGCCGUUUGAGUGCACCACAUGCCGCAAGGCCUUCACACGACGAAGCCACCUGGUCCGACAUGAGAAAACGCACUCUGCAGACAAAGCAACACUCGCAUGGUGAAGCAACCUGGUUAGAUAUGAGAAAAAGCACUCUUGUAACAGUAACGUAAUAACCCUGC